Anopheles funestus (African malaria mosquito) is the source of this 4616-nucleotide messenger RNA. Its product is annotated as E3 ubiquitin-protein ligase HERC2. Bases 36 to 1106 code for a protein of 356 amino acids. The record is from RefSeq and is a predicted model, not a curated record. NCBI's taxonomy places the organism in Eukaryota, Metazoa, Arthropoda, Insecta, Diptera, Culicidae. The transcript is spliced from 3 exons.
ACUUGGUUUUGGUUAGUCAAAAUUAUUUGAAAAACAUGAACGUUAAGUUAUGGGUAAAAGGAAUGAAUCCUGUGGAACCUGCAUCGGUAUGUGGAUGGAAAGAAUUUAAUUUGUGCCAAUUAUUGACGAUAGAUGAAGUGGCGAUAUCGAAAAUACACAUACAGUUCGGACAAAUUUACUGUUUUAUUGCGUACGAGAGUAAACUGUACAUAUUUUGCGCUUUAACGUCGGAGCGAAGAACCAUCAGUUUUGAUACGAGCGUUGUAUGUUUAGCAGGAAAUAGUAAGCACUGUUUAGUGCUGUUGGCCAACGGCGAACUGAAGAAGUACGAAUGUUUAGCAGAUCAAUUAGUUUCGCUAAACUUUCUCGGGAUUGAGGCCGAUAAAACGAAAUCUAAGGAAGAUAAAACGACACGUUCAAUCACUCAUUUGGCCUGUGGCGAAUGCGUUACCAUAGCAUGUACAUCGGAUAAUGGCAUAUAUAAUAUUCCCAACCACACGAUCACCCUACCGAGACACGUGCGAGUUAGAAAAGUGGCAACUGGAUUCGAACAUUGUUUAUUACUCACCACGAACGGGGAUGUGUACAGUUGGGGUGGAGGCUUACGGGGACAGCUCGGAAACGGGGAAAUUGUUGCCUUCAAUGAUCAGCCUCGUAUAGUAGAAGGACUCGCGGGAGUAAAAGUAAUUGACAUCGAUGCCGAAGGAUGGCACUCAGCUGCGGUAACUUCCUUUGGUGAUCUGUACACAUGGGGUUGGAACAAUCAGGGUCAGCUAGGAUUACAGGAUUCACAGCACAACGAGCAUGUUGUUUCGCUGCCACAAAUCGUAUCCUUUUCUAACGAUGUAGAAGUAACAGUGAAAAGAGUGCACUGCGGCAUUGGGCACACGGUCGUGGAUGUUACUAAUGCCGAUGGAAGUCAAAACGUGCUAGUUGCGGGAUGGGACUUAGAAAAGCGGUUCCACUAUCGGCAACCAUCGGCAUGUUCAGCUAAUUUCGAGGGCUUUCGCAAGCUCGACGAACCUAUGCACGAUACAGGUGCGCUAUUUGAGCUAGGUACAGGAGCAUACCAGGUUUACUUCCUGCAACGUGUUGAAAACGAAUAAAGCCUGCCUCAAAAUGUCUGCGAAAUGUUACAAAAUCCUUGACCUGAUUCCAUUGUUGCUAUUAAUACGAACUUCGUAAAGAACCGAAAAAGAGCAAAAUACGACGUACAAGUGCGAGGUGAUGCUUCAUAAAGCAGCAAUAUUUUGAGGAAACAAGUUUUGCUGGUUUCAAGUACGCAAGAUCACGCAGAAGGAAGACCACAAAGCGGAUGGCAAAAAACACAGGCAAAACGCGGACACUCACAUAAUCGAGCCGGCAUUGAAAGAAAAUGCAGACUGUAAACGUUGUUCGUCCGAAGUACUACUGGGUGAUCGACACGGUGCAGAUCGCGCAGAUCGUAGGAACUGUGCGCCGCAUGCGUAUGGUAGGGAUUAUGGAAGGAAACAACAUCGGGCAGGAUAUGGUGUUGCUUGAGGCCGGCCGACUAUGUUCAAGGUUUCAGCUGGCCCCAAAAUUGAAAAGAAAUGAGGUCACACCUCACGUCCCACACGGUCGGGACGUCCGCAUCCUUGCCGUGCAGCAUCCUUCCCAUACAAAAAAGCCCUACCACGUGAAACCGCAGGCUAUUCGCAAAAGUCAUGUCUACAUGCAGCAUUUUUAUGAUCAGUGAAACGGAAUUUUUUAUUAUUGCUCUCGUUUGUUUUUUGCUUGCAUUGCAUGCAGUUGCAACGCUUUCGCCGAAAUGUGCUGCUCGGUAAACAAAAGGGCACUGUGAACAGGCCAGCAAUUGCAAGCGACAAGCAGAAGAAAGGAAAAAAAACACAACACGUCGAUCAUCACCGAAGAGAAUGCAGGAGUAGGAAGGCCGAACAAAGUAAAAGAAAACCGAAAGACGCGCUUCUUAAAGCCAGACAGACCGACCGGGUCGAACCCUCGAAAAAUUGAGAGUGAAAAUAAGAUCAAGGCCAGCCAGUUUCUUCCUGCCACAGUUCGCACACAACUGGGUUUUAUGUGCAUGCGCAAAUGCAACGCUUGCACUCGAUGCAACGGAGCAAAUGCAUUUUUCGUUGCAUCGAAACGACCGUGUGGUAAUUGUGUGUGCAAUGCAAUCGACGAGGACGAGGACGAAGACGAAUGACGUCGAUGAUGACGACUGCAGCGAUGGAUGGAAGCACAAUGAGGAGGGCAUGGUGAGGAUGAGUGCUUUUGUCCAAAAAUGAGUAAAAUUAUGAGGCCGGACACAGUCGGGGAGGUCUUGGAAGCACGUCCACGUCAGUUGGAACCGGUUCUGUGCGCACACCGGAUCAGCGUCGACGCGAGUUUGUCUGAUUGGUCUGGCUUUUUUGGGGUUGAAUGUGGCCUCGAUCUUUUGUAAUACUGGGCGCACUAAGUGUUCUCUUCCUCCCGCCCAUGCAAUGGGGAACCGGGGACAUGAUCAUUAAAUUGUUACGCCUUGUGAGCAGUUUCACUUUUUUCGCUUCCCAUUUUUGGGGGGAAGAUCGGAACAGUAGGGAUGUGCAUGCGAGUUUUUGAUAGUUCUGUUGUUGCGUUUUUUUGGGUAGUAAUUUUUGGCAAACUCAUUGUGCCGGAGAAAUGCAUUUUUAUUAUGGAUCAUUUGGAAAGGGACUUUGCGGUACGAUGACGCCCAGCGAUCGGUUAGCAGAACGUGCGUAAUUAGUGCAGAACAAAUUGAAGGAUUUUGGCAGGAACGGUGAAGAACCGUUCCUUUGUUCCGACUGGUGCUUGGUUGCGUUUGAUGGCUGCAGGAGUUUUUUUUUGAAAUUGUAAAAAAAAAUAGUUGGGAGUUUCCAAUGAUCCUUUGAUGAGUGGGAUGAAUGUGUGGUUAAAUAAUUAAAUUGUACAUCGUUUGCAUAUCUUAAUAUCUUAUCAUGUGAAUGAAAAGUUCAAUGAUAUGUAAAAUGUUAUGCAUUAAGGUAACUGUUAUACCAUCCUGAUAUGUAGGUUAGAAAGAAAGCAGUAAGCUAACAACAGGUGCAAUAAGAGGAAAGCGUAUUGAAGAAACAGUAUAAAAAAUUGAAUAUUGAUGGUGCUGAUGGCCUUUAGCGAAGUAAUAACGGAACUUGCCCAAAUGAAUUAUCACUUUUCUUUAUUCCACUAAAAAUCCAUUUUUUUACCUUUUAGAUUGAUGUACCACAUGUUGUAUAAGUAUUAAUUACAAUGGAUUGGAUAACAUACAGAUUUUUUUUUAUUCUGUAUUAUUCAAUAUAACAGGGAAAAGGACCAUUUUUCGUGUUUGACCAAUAAUUUUACUAAAUGUUGUUCUGACAUUUUGCAAAAAAUGUUGUCUUUAUCUCCCAAAAAUAAUUUUUGAAGUGGUACAAUUAUAAAAACGAGACUAAUAUGAGUUUUAAGAUAACAGUUGUUUUUGGUAUGUUUUUUCCAAACAAUUUAUACAGGACAGUAUUUGAGCAUAUACAUACGAUUGCGUGACUGCUGUUGUGCCAAAUUUAUUAAUAAAGGCACACCUUGCACGUUGACUUUUUGCGGCUGAAGACAAAGGUAUUACCGUUUUUGUUUUGGACAAUUCCUAUCGUAAAAAAUGAACCAAAUAUCAAAAACCGUUACGGUCAAUUAUUUCGGACACCAGAAACAAAGGAGCCCCGUCCUGCCACUUAUGGCAGUAUUUAGGGAUGGUUUUUUUUGUUUUACUUUAAAAUUUGUUCAAAUACAUGUUAAUGUUUGAUUGCCUCAGAGGAUUACUAUUCCACAUAAUAUGGGAAUUACACAUGUAUGAUAGCUUUCUUCACCGUGAUGUCGUUGAACUCCAGGAAGUGUUCAUUUUGUAGAAAUUAAAUCAGCCUGUGGAGAUGAAAAAAGGUUUUUUGUUGUAACCGAAAACGUCAUUGCAGUACAUUAGCCCCGACCGGCUUAUCGCUUGCGGUGUUGAUGUACGUCCUUGAACAGUGAAGAUCUCCGACGUAACGAUGUCUACUGUACCAGACCUGAUCAAAAUGCGAACCAAUAAACCAGACGUCUGAGGGCAGCACUCACAUUUCCGUCCAUUUUCAGUUUUCAUACAGUACCGACCGGUGACGUACUAUCGCGACCCUCGCAUAUAUCAGUCGUACUAAGUUUCUUGACAUGCGACAAAAAAAGAAAGAAACGAAAAGCAAAUAAUACAGCAGAUAACGAAAGCGCACGAGCUACGUUGUGUGCGCAAAAACAUACACGCGUGAAAAAAACGGCCAUCACUAAUGUUAAUCAUGCCGCCGUUGAUUCACUGUCCCGGACCUAACCUAAGCUGUUUUGAAGUGAUGCGCUACCGAACAGAACAGAGGACGUCUUUCGGGUUCAACGAAUUAGAAACAUUGAACUGUGCGACCAACAGACGCAACCGCAUGUUAGCGGUAGCCGUUGAACAACGGCUCAAGUGAUGGUCAUGCUGUUGUACGAUUUUGUUUGUUUAUUUGCUACUAACUACUAACUGUGCCGUUAUUUGAUGAAACGUUCUUUUUUCUUCUGUAGUAUUUAUUUUUACUGCCGAAAGGGGAAAAUGAAAAAAAAAAACAUCUACCGGAAAUGAUACGCCUCUUUUCCGGUGGUACGGU